Pseudogymnoascus verrucosus is the source of this 2564-nucleotide messenger RNA. RefSeq lists its product as uncharacterized. The transcript is spliced from 3 exons. Gene Ontology annotation, biological process: transmembrane transport. The record is from RefSeq and is a predicted model, not a curated record. Bases 766 to 2376 code for a protein of 536 amino acids. Gene Ontology annotation, molecular function: transmembrane transporter activity. Lineage: Eukaryota; Fungi; Ascomycota; Leotiomycetes; Thelebolales; Thelebolaceae.
AUAAAAUCUGUUAAUGACUGCUGGCUGAAGCUAUUAUAUUAUGCUGUCAUAUUAUGAAGUUUACGAGAGACGGCAGUGUCUUCGGUGGGGUUUUAACUCUGUACCAUUCAGGGGAACGAGGAGGAUUUGGCAAUUUCCAGCUAUUUUCCUCCUUCGGCAAACUCUAAACGCCUGAGAACGGCCUUCGCGUCGAUGCAACUGAGUGGAUCUGGACGGCUGGGAAUGCAACCUUCCAUCUCGAGUCCCCUGCAUCUCCCGGGGACUCUCAGCAAGGAUGAUGGUCAAACGCCACUGAAGACAAUGUGCCAGCAUUUAGCGUGGUGUGAGUGGUGUACACGGACUCUAUAUGGCUUGUUGGCAUGUUCCUUACUAACCAGGGACCCCAGCUGUCUCAUUAGCGAUCCCUUCUCUUGUCGGCGACACACUCACUGCGCCCUGUAUCUGCAUCGCUUCCGCGGAUAUCCAACAGACACGAUGCACAUGCGACGCCGAGACUGGCCAUCCAUUCUACAAGUUACAGCAUGGUCGGUAGGGGUGAGAAAUUAACCCCAAUCGCUACCCUAAAACCGGUCCCCCCGUGGUGUCGGUCCCCGGGCCGUCACAAGUUGAGUUGAAGCAUAUUCUACAAGAACCCAUUCUGCGAUCCUUCUACAUUCCUUCUGCUCUUUUCCUAAAAACUGUGUUACCUCGCUGUAGUACAGCUUUGAUUUCUGUUUAAUUGGCACAUUCCUUUUUUCGUCGUUCUUUUGUCUUUACCCGGCUUCCAUGACAGGUGCCACCAUGUCUUCUCUCACACAGGACAACGUCUCUGCGUCCGACGACAACAUGCCGCCGUCGCCAGAGAAACUUCACGCCUCCCCCGAUAUUAUGCAGAAGAGGAGCAGCAAAAACGUCGUUCUCAUCCCGCAGCCAAGCGACGAUGAGGAUGACCCGCUGAACUGGCCUAUACGGAAGAAGAUCAUUAUUUUCGCAUGUAUCUGUCUCGCCGGCUUCGCGGGCCAAAUGUCGCCGAACUCCAACCAGCUCACCUUCGUCCUCCAGAUCCCGACAUACGGAAAGACGCAAGCCGACCUCCUCAACACCGUCGCCGCCGCGCUCGCCGGGUGGAUGGCUGGUCCGUUCUUGUUUACGCCGUUUGCCGGUCUCAUCGGCCGCAGUUCGGUCAUCCUCUGGAGUCUCGUCGGCACAUUCGCGUGCCAGAUCUGGGCGGCGAACAUGACAGGCCCUGAUGACUUCAUCCCAUUCACCAUCUCGCGCCUCAUCUGUGGCUUGUUCGGCGUCAUCCCCGCUAUCAUGGGGACGGGAUACAUCAUGGACAUGUUCUUUCUGCACCAGCGCGGGAAGGCCUUUGCCAUCUUCGAGGUGCUGAUCAUCUUUGCCGUCGUCGGUGGUGGCACUCUGGGUGGCUUUAUCGCCGAGUCCAAGCCAUGGGAAUACGUCUUCUGGUGGACCCUAGGGCCUGUUGGAGGAGCCAUUAUCCUGGUCUUCCUCUUCGUCGAGGACACCACCUUCAGCCGCGAUCCCAGCGUCCCAAGGCGCGCCCCAAUGCCUAAGUCCUGGCUCCCUAACCGCGUCGCGACCUUCUUCCCCGGCUCAGCUACCCAGCCCACCGGAAGAUUCGCUGAAUUCAAACGCCGCGCCAUCGUCCCCCUCCAAAUCACAAUUGCCCCCAUCACCCUUUCCGUCGGAACCUUCGUCUUCGUCGCCCUCGGCCUGCCCAUCAUGCAAGCCUCCACCCUCGCCAUCUACCUCAUGCCCCCCGUCAUCGCCGGCGGCUACGGCUUCUCCUCUCUCCAACUCGCCUUCUUCACCAUGACAGCUUGGAUCGGCAUCCUCGGCGCCCAGGCCUACGGGUACUUCUUCAACGACGCCAUCCCCCUCUGGGUCGCGCGCCGCCGCGGCGGCGUCUGGCACCCGGAGUACCGCCUCGCCAACGCCCUGCUGCCGGGGCUGCUGCUCCCCAUCGGUCUCGGGAUCUACGGCGCGGGUUUACAGUUCCACCUGCACAUCAUGGUUCUCGCGCUCGCGAGCUUUAUUAUUUGGUUCGCUGCUCUGCUGGUCCUGCCCGUGUGUUACAACUACAUUGUGGAGUGCUUCUUGCGCACACCUGUCGAGGCUAGCGUCGCGCUCAACUCGUACCGUAUUGCGUUUGGGCUCAUGAGCGUCUUUAUCAUUACACAGUGGCAGAUGGCUGUGGGCGUUGGCUGGAUGUGGGGUAUGGGUGCGUUUUUUGUGCUGGCGGUGGAUGUGCUGAUGGUCUUGGUGAUCUUGAAGGGGCAUGAGGUGAGGAAGCUCACGGUGCAUAUUAGCGAGACUAUUGCGGCGACGGAGGAUGGGGAGAGGAUUAUCGGCGAGAAGGAGGAUGGUUCUGCGUGAAGCGAUGUUGGUUCUGCAGAAACAGCGACAUUAUAAAAAUUGCUUGGGAGGUGGAUCUACCAAUGGUCCACGUAAAAAAGGCUGCAUAUACCGGAUUUAGUAUCUAUUGUAGUAAUAAACCAUUUCCUUAUUUGUAUUUAACGUCCGUUGCGAAAAUGCAGCUCGACACAAUACUAUACCCACACUCG